AAUAAACAAAUUUGAUAAGCAAUGAUGAUUAAGAAAUUACACGAAUUUAGAUAACAAAUUCAAUUAAUCGCUAAAAAAAUGAAUUAGAAAAUUUGCGAAAAACGCCAAUAAAAAUGCCGUAUAAAAUUUGUAUGGCUUCGGAUUUCUUCUAUCCGAAUAUGGGUGGAGUUGAAGAACACAUUUAUAAUUUAUCACAAUGUUUAAUCGCUAAUGGACAUAAGGUGAUUGUUCUCACCCAUAGCUAUGCGGAUCGUGUAGGCGUUCGAUACAUGACAAAUGGUUUAAAAGUUUAUUAUUUACCAAUAAAACCAUUCUAUCAACAAAGUGUUUUACCAACAAUGAUUGCAAGUUUACCAUUAAUUCGUUAUAUCUACAUUCGUGAAAAUAUUCAAAUUGUUCAUGGACAUUCAGCAUUCUCAGCGCUGGCGCACGAAGCAAUGCUUAUUGGAAGUUUGAUGGGAUUGAAGACUGUAUUUACCGAUCAUAGCCUGUUCGGUUUUGCUGACACAAGUGCAGUGCUAACAAAUAAAUUUUUAAAUAUCUGGCUAUCGAAUUGUAAUCAUUGUGUUUGUGUUUCACAUACUGGUAAAGAGAAUACAGUGUUACGUGCGAAAGUUCAAUCGAAUCGUGUAUCUGUGAUACCGAACGCUGUGGACACGGUCCUCUUCACGCCGGAUCCAAGUCAACGAUCUAGAUCAUGUAUAACAAUUGUAAUUGUAUCACGACUUGUCUAUCGUAAAGGUAUUGAUUUAAUGGCAAAUAUUAUUGCAGAAAUAUGUCCAAAAUAUCCAGAAGUGAAUUUUUUAAUUGCUGGCGAUGGACCCAAAAGAUGGUUGUUAGAAGAAGUGCGUGAACAAAAAGGUCUACAAGAUCGUGUCACAUUAUUAGGUAGCUUAGAACAUUCCCAAGUGGUUCAUGUAUUACGGAAAGGACAUAUUUUUUUAAAUACGUCGUUAACAGAAGCAUAUUGUAUGGCUAUUGUUGAAGCUGCUUCUUGUGGUUUGCAGGUAGUCUCAACACGGGUCGGUGGCAUUCCAGAAGUUUUGCCAUCAGAUUUAAUAUAUUUAUCAGAACCAAAUGUGCCAGAUUUAAUAAAAAGUUUAGAACAAGCGAUAAGCGAUUUUAAAGCUGGCAAUUUAGUAUGUCCAUUUUUAUGUAAUUCUCGUGUUAGUCAAUUAUAUAAUUGGGUUGAUGUUACAUUUCGUACAAAUGUUGUAUAUAAUAUGGUGGCGUCUGAUUCAACUAAAUCACUUGGGGAACAACUUGCUAGUUAUUUGCAGAGUGGUGUAUGGCCAUUUUUAUUAGUUGUAUCAUUAUGCUAUUUAAUAUUACAAUAUUUAAAUAUAUUUAUACCUGUUCAGUAUAUUGAUUUGGCUAAAGAUUAUCAAAUUGAUAAGAAAAUUAAUUAUAUCACAAAUACAGUAAGUAACAACAACAGUGGUGAUAUUAUUGGAAUUGCAGAUGGAUUAGAGCAACAUGGUACAAUCAUUAAUGGCAGUGGAGACAUAGCAAGCAAAAGUAAAAAUAAACAUCGUAAAUCGAGUAGUGUUUAUACAUUUUAA
Chrysoperla carnea is the source of this 1562-nucleotide messenger RNA. It is a transcript of the gene PIG-A, whose product is annotated as phosphatidylinositol N-acetylglucosaminyltransferase subunit A. Gene Ontology annotation, biological process: GPI anchor biosynthetic process. The transcript has 8 exons. Gene Ontology annotation, cellular component: glycosylphosphatidylinositol-N-acetylglucosaminyltransferase (GPI-GnT) complex. The coding region runs from base 114 to 1562 and encodes 482 amino acids. The record is from RefSeq and is a predicted model, not a curated record. Gene Ontology annotation, molecular function: phosphatidylinositol N-acetylglucosaminyltransferase activity. NCBI's taxonomy places the organism in Eukaryota, Metazoa, Arthropoda, Insecta, Neuroptera, Chrysopidae.